Polyodon spathula (Mississippi paddlefish) is the source of this 1067-nucleotide messenger RNA. It is a transcript of the gene sdhaf4, whose product is annotated as succinate dehydrogenase complex assembly factor 4. The record is from RefSeq and is a predicted model, not a curated record. Gene Ontology annotation, cellular component: mitochondrion. The coding region runs from base 253 to 582 and encodes 109 amino acids. The transcript is spliced from 3 exons. Lineage: Eukaryota; Metazoa; Chordata; Actinopteri; Acipenseriformes; Polyodontidae. Gene Ontology annotation, biological process: mitochondrial respiratory chain complex II assembly.
GAUGUGCCGCGUGCUAUGGAGUAGCAUCUGGAUAUAGAGCUGAGUUGUUUUAUUUAUUUAUUUAUUUAUUUAACUUUAUUUUUUUUAUUUUUUAAAGAAAACUUUGACAAAGCAGACGCAAAGUAAGCGUGUCUCUUCUUGAUGACGUCUAUGCAGGCGUUUGCUUUAGCUUGAGUCCACAGUGAUGUUUGCAGGAGUACUAGUACUGUUAUAAAAUAACACCGAACAGGAACUCUGACGAGGGGUCCGAGGAUGCCUUUAAUUUGUUUACGUUUUGGAGCACAGGGAAUAUUAUUACGCAGAGCACUGCUCGGGGAACCAAGGCACCGUUCAGGGCAGUUUGCUUCCUUGAGGUUGGCUAGCUCUGAUGGGAAAUCGGAAGCCAAGAAAACACCACUAAGGACACCAAAAACCCCACAAGGUCGAUUUGAUGUUCCUGAACAAGCUCUCAAGGAGAGGGAUCCUCUUGAAAGAUUUCCUGAUGACAUAAACCCAGCUACAAAAGAGAAAGGAGGACCAAGAGGCCCUGAGCCAACUCGAUAUGGGGACUGGGAGAGAAAGGGACGAUGCAUUGAUUUCUAACAUGAAAGCUAUAAUAUACUUGCAUGUCUUGUCUAAGAAAUGAUAAGUGAAGAGGAUGAAGAAAUACAUUGAUCAGUGAAAAAUAAAAAAGAUAGUGAACAAAUUCCCUUUCCUCCUGUUGUCAGACCUUAUUUUUAUUUUAUUUUUUUCCAAAAAAGAAAGCAACUCAAGAAACAGCUGACAGAUUCACAGAUGUGCCUGGUGGAGAAUAUGUGGUAGCAAAUGACAAUUAUAUUUUUCAAUAAGGGGCUUACUAAAUUAUUCACACCUAUACUUAAUAGAUGAUGAAUUUAACACUUAAAACUUAUGACAUAUUUGGCCUAUGGUUACAGACUUCUGAAACACUCACUGUGGCCUGAAUUUUCCACACUGGGAAAAUUAAGUCCUAUAUCUUGCGACAUUACUACUACCUGGCAUGUACCGUAUUCCUGUUAUUUAAAUGCACCAUAUGCAGUUUAAUUUAAUAAAUACAUAUAAUUAUUGAA